AUGGAAGCAAGUGCGAAGACUGGUAAUACUAAAGCUGUUGCUGCUGCUGCCAAAAGGCCACGAAAGCCUGAAUGCCUUCGUUUUAAAGAGAAAAUUCGACGACGGAAGCUGAUCACCUCAACUCGUAGGAAAAUAUUACAGCGAUUAAAGUACAUGAAGCUGAAAGGCCUGAUGAAGCAGCGUGCGGAAAAGUAUAUGCAUGAAUACCGCAGAAUGCAAAAGAAAGAAGUUGCUAUGCAGCGCGAUGCCAAAAAAACUGGGAACUUUUACGUUCCAGCAGAGCCGAAACUCGCUUUUGUUGUGCGCCUUCGUGGUAUAAAUGGAAUUCAUCCCCAGCCAAGAAAGAUUCUGCAAUUAUUCCGUCUUCGACAAAUCAAUAAUGGAAUGUUUGUGCGGUUAAAUAAGGUAACUUAA
Messenger RNA from Trichobilharzia regenti, 414 nucleotides. The record is from the annotation of a GenBank genome assembly. Lineage: Eukaryota; Metazoa; Platyhelminthes; Trematoda; Strigeidida; Schistosomatidae.